AUGCCCAGGUCUUCGCUACCUCGAAACAUACUGCUCCGACGCUCGACGAGAUCGUUACCUAUUCAGACCCCUCGACCAAUAGCAUCUCGCUCAAUAACCACCACAACCUCUUCAUCAUCUCCUUCAUCAUCUAACCCUCGUCAAGACGCACCCUCUACCUCAACCUCAUCAUUCAGCACCAUCAACGCCUCUGAGAUCUCACACUUUUCCUCCCUCUCUUCGCAAUGGUGGGACGAAACCGGUGAAUUCAAAUUACUACACCGUAUGAACCCUACGCGUAUAGAAUACAUAAGACAGAAAGUCGCUCUGGGCCCAUCGGAAGGGGAAGAAUGGACAUUCGAAAAUAGGCAUUCUGACUUUACGCGAGAAUCGAAGAGGGGAACAGGUCUGUGGCUAAGUGGGAAAAGAUGUUUGGACGUGGGUUGUGGAGGUGGAUUGUUAUCUGAAUCAUUAGCCAGAUUAGGCGGUCAGGUCGUCGGUGUAGAUGCGAGUGAAUCGAAUAUCGGGAUAGCGACUACCCACGCUCAACAGGAUCCAUCUUUAUCGACCAAGAUGCAAAAUGGAGAAUUGAAAUUCGUACAUUCCUCUGCGGAAGUUCUGAGAGAUGCAGGAGAGAAAUUCGAUGUGGUCUGUGCGAUGGAGGUGUUGGAACAUGUUGAUCAGCCAGGGGAAUUUAUGAAAUGUUUAGGGCAGAUGGUAAAGCCCGGAGGUCAUCUGAUACUCUCAACGAUAUCUCGAACACCCUUAUCUCAACUCUUAACUCUCACAUUGGCAGAAGAUGUCUUACGACUAGUCACACCUGGAACACACACAUAUAGGAAAUUCGUCAAGCCGCUCGAACUGCGCAGGUUCGUAUAUUCAGAUAUGGGCGGAUACGAUACAUGGCACAGGAAUGAGGACGCUAGUGAUAUCAGGACGGAAGAAGUAGGCGAGACUAGAGGAAUAGUGUAUGAUCCCUUGGCGGGUAAAUGGAAAUUAUGGGGUGGGGUGGAAGGAAGCACGUGGAAAGAAGUUGGGGAAGGGUGUAAUUAUAUGUAUCAUGCUAGGAAGAGAGUGUAA
Molecule: messenger RNA, 1059 nt
Organism: Kwoniella mangroviensis CBS 8507
Lineage: Eukaryota; Fungi; Basidiomycota; Tremellomycetes; Tremellales; Cryptococcaceae
Product: 3-demethylubiquinone-9 3-O-methyltransferase
Exons: 2
Coding region: 1-1059 (352 amino acids)
Biological process (GO): ubiquinone biosynthetic process
Cellular component (GO): mitochondrion
Molecular function (GO): 2-methoxy-6-polyprenyl-1,4-benzoquinol methyltransferase activity
Source: RefSeq, a predicted model, not a curated record